UCCGGGCUGCGGCGCGGGAGGAGGAGGAGGAGGAGGAGGAGGAGGAGGAGGAGGAGAGAGAAAGAGGAGGAGGAGGAGGGAGAGGGACGAGGGCUCCAUCCGGGCAGGCAGCAGAAAGGGGCGAGAGGCGAGGUGCGUGGGACAGACCCGUCCUGCCGGCACCCUCCUGGCCAGCACGAGUCCCGGGGCGAUGGCGGGGUGGCAACUCCUGCUGCUGCUGGUGCUGCUGGUGGUGGUCUCGGCGCAUGCCGCGGCGCCCCGGCACGCCGCGUUGCUGCCCGACGCCGGCGGCAGCGGGGACGGUGACGAAGGUUUCAGCCUGCGCCGCCCGCCCAGCCAGGUGACAGCGGGGCCGGGUCCCACAAUCGGGGCCACCACGGGGACGGCCGUCACCAACAGCUCAGCGCCGGGCAACGUCCUGGACGGGCUGGUGGAUUUCUUCAAGGAGUACACGCUGCUGGUGGUGGUGGUGGGCUCGCUGGCCUUCGUCCUGCUCUUCAUCGUCUGCGCCGCCCUCGUGGUGCGGCAGAAGCACAAAGCCUCCGCCUAUUACCCCUCGUCUUUCCCCAAAAAGAAGUACGUGGAUCAGCGGGACAAGGCGGGGGGCAGCCGGGCUUUCAACGAGGUGCCCGAAAAAGCUCCGGAUCCCGGCGCCGAGGAACCCCUGGACUGCAGCCGGCAGCUGCAGGCUGACAUCCUGGCCGCCGCUCAGAGCCUCAAAUCCCCCAACAAAACCCCGCUGGCCAACGGGGCCAGCGCCCGGGGCGAGCACGAGGAAGAGGAGAAGGAGGAGGAAAAAGGGAAGGAGGAGGAAGAAAGCCAGCCCCCUCCCCAAAACCAAGCUGCAGGGGGCACGGAGGAGGCCCCCGGGGUGCCCCAAGAAGCCCCCCCCGGUGUCUAAUGGGGCCGCCGCACGGAGGGGCUGUGCCCGUGCCGCCGGACUCGGAGCCGGGCUCGCGCCCGCUCCCUCCUCUCCCCAAACCCCUGAAGACGAAGCACGGCCCCAGGCACCCGGCCCCAAGCACCUGGUGAAGGUUUUGCUGGUGGCCAGGACCUUCUGUAGGGUUUGGGGCGGUUCUGCAGGGGUUUGGGGCCGUCCCAGCCCACUUCGCCCUCCGCCUGCGGUGCCUGGGGGUGAGGGGAGCGGUGCCGUGCCCCCCCGGAGGCGUUUUGGUGAGGUCCCCACCACAAAAAAAGGAGGAAAAACUAAACCAGCAGCACCCGGGCAGCAGCAGGAGGAUUUGGGGACGGUGCCCCCAUCCCUGCGGUCAUACCCCAAACGUCGCAGCCCCUCGCAAAGCACGGGGGAGGGAGAGCUCGGAGCGGAGCUGGAUUUUUUGCCUUAUUUUCUGACCCCCUCGGCUCUGAAUAAAGACGUUGCCACGCGC
Messenger RNA from Anas platyrhynchos (mallard), 1388 nucleotides. It is a transcript of the gene TMEM119, whose product is annotated as transmembrane protein 119. NCBI's taxonomy places the organism in Eukaryota, Metazoa, Chordata, Aves, Anseriformes, Anatidae. Gene Ontology annotation, cellular component: plasma membrane. Gene Ontology annotation, biological process: ossification; positive regulation of osteoblast differentiation; positive regulation of osteoblast proliferation. The record is from RefSeq and is a predicted model, not a curated record.